UGUCACGGUAACCGGUAUAGCGGUAAACCUCUGUAAAAAAGUUGACAAUAAAAAUAACCGUCCAGUUUUUAAAAAAACUAAAUUAUCUCGGUGGGUUUACCGCGACCGCGGUUUAGGCGCGGUGACCCUUACCAGCCACCGUCGCUUCUGCUGAAGGUCCCGCGCACACGCACUUUUUAGUUUGCAACCAAAACUUUGAAGCUGAAAUAACGGCCGAAGGAGGAGACGGCAGCGCCCAGGACAUCCAUCAGCCCUCAAAGAAGACUAAAUCGGAAGUAUGGGCAUAUUUUGGAUUUCUGAAAAAUGCUGAGGGACAGUUAAUAGAAGACUGCUAUCCUGUUUGCAGAACGUGCAGGAAACAAGUGUCUGCAAAAGGCAGCAACACUUCGAAUCUAAUGGCACAUCUGCCUGACCAUCACCCACGUCUCUACAGCCAGUGCAAGGUAAGUUAACAUUAGCAUUUUAGCUUAAAUGCAUGACGUGAGGACUUUUGGUUGAGGGAGAAUGCACUACAUACUGCAGCCGCAGCGCCCUCUGCCAGCAUUUAAACUGAGUCACAGACACCCUGUUGCUGGAUGAAGCAUCUUAUUUGUUGAUGAUGAAGAGAAAUAUACAAUUAGUUCCUUGUCAUUGAUUUGUUUACUUAUUCAAUGCCAUUUAUACUUGAACAUUUGGAUUUGAUUACAUAGUGUAGUAGUUAUUUUAGUAAUUUGUUUAAAGUGGCUAUUUAUUUUAAAUACAUAUUUUUUUAAGGUUGACUUCAAGUCAAGUGUGGACUGGAGUUUUAGAUUUUCAUUUUGAUAAUGAAGAAAACAAGUAUAUGAGAAAACAAGUGGUGUUUCUUUGAUUUGUUUACAUAUUGUUUAUGUUUCGAAUGUUUGGAUUUGUAUAAUUUAAACCUGCACUGACUACUGUAACAUGUUCCAGAAAAAUAAGCUAUUUGUUCCUUUACUUGUGAAAAGUUGCACUUUUGCUAAGGCUUUGUGUUAUUUUAGGUUUAAUAAACACUGUUAAACCUUUUCAGAACUAUUUCAGUUUGUGUAGAACAGGCCUAUCAAUGCUUUCUGAACAUAUGCAACACCGUUAAAAAAAUACGCGAUAAUACCGAAAACCGUGAUAAUUUUGGUCACAAUAACCGUGAGGUUAAAUUUUCAUACCGUGACAACCCUAACCUGUUGCUCAUCAGGCUUGCCAUAGGACACGCAGGGCUUUAUGGGAGAUAAUGAUGGAAGACGAAAAAAAUAAAGUAAACAGAUGUGUAAUUAUCUGUUUUUUUAGAACACAGCAAAUACACUUUCUUGGCAAUCCUUGUCAUUGUGCACAGAAAAAAGUUUAAACAGAAAAAGAAACAAUGUGUGUGGACAUGGAAAUUCCCGGGCAGCCAUGUUGACGCAUGCACCGUGUGAGCGGCACUGAUACAUUUGAGUUGCUUCUCUGAUUCAACAGUGCAACAUUCUCACAAGUGAUGAGCAAAAUAUCAAACAUAUUUGAUAUUCGUGCGAAUACACUAUUACUGAUUGGGAGCUGGUCGUGAUGUGUUAAUCGCUUCUCGUAAAUCCUGUAUACUACACAGUAAAACAUUGGGUGUUAAAAUCACAGUGUAAAAUAAUUUUAACCUAGAUAGAGUAUUUACAACUAUUUGAAGAGUAAAUCAACUCAAACUGUAGAGUUAAAAUUCGGUGUUAAAAUCUGCAGACAUGCAGAGUUAAUUUCUACUCUACAGAGAGUUUAUUUCAUUUACCCGCCUAUUUCCAAAGAGUCAUUAAAAGCUGCUUGGUGCUUGUCUGAACCAGUCUGGACUUGCUCUGGAGUGCAUGGUGCCAGUCAGGUAAGUCAAUUUUAGCAUUUCUAAAUUACUAAUGUGGUUUUGAAAUUAUUGUUCAAGUUAAGGUUUUGUAAUGUAACUAUUGUCAUUAAGGAGUAAGGACACUGCAGACUGCUGCUUUAGUCAAAUGUGGUCACUGGGACAGAGACGAGUCACCAUACAAUAAGUUAGACUUAUUUAUUAAUUUUGUUGUUAAUGGAGUUAAAAAACUGUAGGUAAAAUAUGUGUAACAUUAGAAGUCGCUCCAAAUAAAGGCAGGUAUUUGUGGUGAAGUUCUAGUAACUUUUAAAUUUUGAAAUAUUAGCAAUUUAGCAUUAUACUGAACUUAUCUGUGUCUGAAUAUUGUGACGUGCAACAUUUAUCUGUACCAUAUUUAUAUGUCGAUGAUCUGUACCAGUUUAAACAAUUAAAUAAGUGUUAGGUCAAAUUAAAUAUAUAAUAUGACCCACCAUUGUUAGCAUUCUUAGCUAACCUUGUUGCUAGCUUACUUGCGAUAAAGCUAUCAUACUCCUAUCAGAGCACAUGGAACCGUUGGACCGCAUCGUUCGAGUUAGUUUUCCGAGUAGCAGCGCAGCACCGCUAGCAUAGAAGCUAGCAGGCCUUACCACCUGAUGGAAGUCUGUCGGGCCCUCCUCGGCAAGUAGCAAUGUCCGCUUAAAUAAUGCUAGUUUUUCUUACAGAAGAUCAUUACCAAAGUAUGAUGUAUAAUAACUAUUUGUUUUGCCCGUUGUGCUUGUGCAACAGUUUGUGUGUUGUAAAAUUGUGACACUAAUUAACAGAAAGAAGUUACGUUACAGCAGACGCCUACAAAGCGAGCCGAGUAGUCGAUGUGUGGCUGUGCUCGGGGUAAAGUGCGCAUCGUCCUGCUUGCGACACAGCCAUUUAUUUGUCGAAUUUUAACUUCUUAAACGCCGAAACGUAUUUUUAAAGUACUGUCAUCAUCAAUAAAAUAAGUGCAUUUAUAAAGUUUUGAUGCCUACAUCGCCUAUAAAAAUCUUACCGUAUGUGACAAAUUGGGAACCCCAUAUCUGAACCUCUAUUUUUGCUCGUUGUUUGUGUGAUACACAUAGCUCACACAAGGAUGCAGGCAUCCUGGAAUGGCUAACAAAGCUAAGUCCAGUCACAAAGACAAAAUGUACCAGAACCCGAAUAAACCUUCUAUCCUGGAUUGAGUCGUGUGUGGCUAUGAGAUGACUUAAGGCAACAGUCGACCAGUUUAACCACUAUCACAAACGAGCAUCAGACACAAUUAAGAUUUCAGGCUGCAGCAGCUGACUUGAUGUUUUUCUUUUGUUAUUACUGGAGCAUUUAUCUAAUUAUUGAUAUAGAAAUUAUCUUUGUAUAUUUAUUUUUUCUAAAAUAAAGCAUCUCAUCUAAAGCACUAUACACUAUUAGGGGAAAUUAAUGUUUUUUUUUUUUUACUUUUGUUUUAACAGGAAAAUGCUGCUGCGUGUUUCAUUUAGUGGGGAGCAGAAGUAUGUAAGACUGUCUGACCUAACACUUGAUGCCUUCCUGAAAGAAGUGUGUCUAAAAUUUGACAUACCAGGAGAAAAACUGUUCGAUCUGAAGGUGUAUGACCAGUCUGACACCCAAAUUGAUGCUGAGGUUUUUGAGGAAAUAGUGAAGGAGUCCCCAGGCACAUUUCGAGUCAUGAUGAGUAAUGAAGAACUUGGUUCUUCUCUAUCACCAUUGGCUACAUCAUCUUCAGCAUCUUCUGAUGAUACUAUUAUUCUGAACUUCACCAUGUGUGAUCCUGCUGAAGAUUCAGCAACUGAUGGAGGAAAUCAGCCUAAAAAGCCAUGUCACAUAAACUACGAGGCACUGGCAUUGAUUAAACAGAUCCUAACUACAAAGCCUGGUGGUGAACGCAUCAUGCAGGAGUACGCAAAAACCAAAUCUUUGACAGAUGCCACCAGAAGACAGAUGAUAAACAUUCUAGCUGCUGAGAUGACAGAAAAGCAUGGAACAUCUCCCCCUCGAACUGUCAGAGUGAUGUAUGCACAAGGAAUUGUUGCCUUGUUUCCAUAUCUGGAAGACCCCCUUUCAAAACAUGGAUAUGAACACUAUUACGAUCCAGAGAGUGGGUCAGGAUACCUUGCAUGGCGCUUGAAGACCAUUCAAAGAAAAGCUGCUGAGGAGAAGGGUGCAUCAGUAAGGAAAUCUACCAAAAUUGGUGGGCCAGGCCAUGGACAAUCCAACUUAGCUGCUGACAAAAUGCAGUCUAAUGAGGAUGUGGAAGCAGCUCUUGCUGUUUUGAAACACACUGCUGAUGAGGACACUAUUCGUGAGAAGAUGAGAGCCACAUUUGCAUAUCGCAAUUCACUGGUCAACGAUGACAAGACAACAGAUGUCUUCUCAGUCUUUCCACGGUUUUUGGACACACCGGGACUGAUAGAACAAGAUUUCAGACUUCUGUUUGGUGAGGAAACUGCCAACAAAUUCUUGGUGAAGUGGCCCACCUCUAUUAAAGAGAAGGUUAUCGUGGAAAGCCAUAGACUGGUACCCACUCCAGAACUCUUACACUUGCUGCACAACACUGAGUCAGCAGCUGAAGAUGAAAAUGGCUGGGACAGUGACAUGUCUGCAAUCUUGCUGCUGCUACAUCUGCUACCACCUUCUGCACAAGGACGAAAGAGGCCAGGAAAGAUGUCUGCAUCUCAAGCCGCAGAUCACCUCAUCAGAUUCCUAAAGGCUGGAACCAGUGUACAACAGCAUCUAGACCAUAUUAGCCAAAGCUGCCAGCCCUACCUUCUUGCUCAGGGAACUACAAGAAGCAGGAUCCACACCUUCUUCAUUGUGAUCGACAAGCAUGCACUUCCAUGCAAGGCAACUGGUUCAGUGGGAGCUCUUGAUGAACUCUUUAAAGCUCAUUAUGUAUUCGGUACGUCAUACAGUCAUGCCCUGACCAACUUUUUCACUUUUCUCCAAACAACCGUUUACAACAUCGAUGUAGCAGAAACAAAACAAACUCCCAGAGUUGCAGAGUUGCGAGCAAGAAUGCUGCGCUAGAAUCGGGUGAGCCAUAACAAUGAAGUGUUUUCUUUGCAAAAGGGACCGUGGUACACCAAACAGCCUUAUUAAGCACCUUAAAGUAAUCCAUGGUCUCUGCACUGGCAGGACUCUUUAUCUUAAAUGUGGCCAAAUGGGAUGCUCACGUUCUUUUGGUAGUUUUUCUGGUUUUAGAAAGCAUCUAAACAAGUGUCAUGUUGACAAUUCAUUUAAUUCAGUUGAAGAACCCAAUGUUUCAUCUUGUCAAAGUGUUCCUAACACAAGUAAUUCCACUGAUUUUCAAGUAUCUAAAUGUUUAGAGACCGAGUCAGGUUUAUCUUCAGCUAACCUUGUAAAUAGUUGUGCAAGUGUAAUUUACGAUCUACAGGCUGCAGGUUUAGGCCAAAGCAUUGUGAACUCUGUUGUUGGUUCCAUGGAAGAGAUAGUUAAAGAUGUUCAGCAGCAUGCAAAAGAAACUGUCAUUAGACAUGUAUUUAAUGAUGAAAGAGAAACAGAAGUUUGCAAAAAAGUUGAAGCUUGUUUUGACGACUUAGAUAAUCCUUUUUCAAUUCUUAAUUCAGAAUACAAGCGAUCAAAAUUUUUAUCAGAAAAAAGGGAAAUUGUAGAACCACUUGAAUACGUAAUUGGCUCCAGAUUUGACACAAGGCGAAAUAAAAGCACUGGAACAUAUGAUCAGAUAGUAGUUAAAGAUAAAUUCAUGUACAUUCCAAUUUUAUCUACACUGCAAUCAGUAUUCAAUAGUCAGUAUGCUGCAGAAAUGUUGAUAAGCUUAGACACUAAUGACUCAACACUCAGAGAUAUUAGUGAUGGUUCUUUUUUCAAAACUCAUCCUCUGUUUUCAACUGAAAAACAUACAGUACAGAUACAAAUGUUUUAUGACGAUUUUGAGGUUGCAAAUCCUCUUGGUUCCAAGCGAAGUAUUCACAAAAUGGGUGCAAUAUAUUUUACUUUAAGAAAUUUUUCUCCAAAAUGGAAUUCCGUCUUGGCCAACAUACACCUCUGUGCUUUGUUUCAUGCACAAGAUCUUAAACGAUAUGGUUUUAAUGAAAUCCUUGCUCCUGUUGUUCGAGACAUUAAAGUGUUGGAAAGUGAUGGCAUUGUUAUUCCACUGUAUGGUGGUUGUGUUCGUGGCAGUUUGGUCCAGGUUACUGGUGAUAAUUUAGCCUUGCAUAGCCUGUUUGGUUUGGUGGAGUCUUUUAGUGCAAGGUACUGUUGCAGGUUUUGUUUAGCUGAAAAAGAUGACUUUCAAACAGAAUUUUCUGAAGAUUCUCCAAAAAUAAUAUUGCGCACCAAAGACACCCACACUGCCCACUGUCAAGAGAUGGCUGGUUAUCCCUCUCUUCCUUAUGUUUUUGGUGUAAAGAGUUCAUGCGCACUAAAUUCACUGACUUAUUUUCAUACAUCUGAGAACUUUGCAGUUGAUGUGAUGCAUGACAUUUUAGAAGGGGUGGCCCAGUACGAACUAAAGCUUUUGUUUCAGCAUUUUAAAGGACAUUAUAUCACACUGAGAGAGCUGAAUUUGAGAAUACUGAAUUUUGAUUAUGGAUUCAUGGAAAGAAACAAUCGGCCAGUUGCAGUGAAUUUAAGUGAGGAGUCUAAUGAUUUGGGACUGAAUGCAAUUCAGUCGUGGUGCUUGCUAAGGAAUGUUCCUCUCAUUUUUGGAAAUUUGAUAACCUCCACUGAUCGACAUUGGGAUCUACUUCUUUUAUUACUUCAAAUAGUCAACAUUGUAUUGUCUCCUAAGUUGUCACAAGGACUUUGUGUAUAUUUGAAACAUUUGAUUGUGGAUCACCACAAACUGUUCAAGAAUUUGUAUCCACAUAAGAAACUUUUACCAAAGCACCAUUUCCUCAUCCAUUAUCCACGUUGUAUUCAGAAAAUCGGACCUGUACUUCAUACUUGGUGCAUGCGCUAUGAAGGUAAGCACAAUUUUUUCAAAAAACAGCUUAAAUCAUUUAAAAAUAUCACCAAAACUCUAGCCAAAAAACACCAGAGACAUAUGGCAUACAUUUGGCAAUCUUCUUCUACUUUUAAUCGUUUAGACAUUGGUCCAGGGAAAAUGGUGUCUUUGAAAAUGAUAAAAGGAGGCUCUGUUAUUGCCAUGUCAAUGCAAGUGCCACAUGGUAUUCAAGUUAUGAAAGUCAACUGGGCAAAACACAAUGGCUUUAUUUACCGCCCUCAUCUGGUUAUUUGUGGCAAAGUUGAUUUUGAAAUGCCGAUAUUUUAUCAGAUUGAGUCAGUUCUGAUAAUACAUGAGAAACUGUUUCUGCUAACUGUGCCUUUAUGCACAGUUAGCUUUCAGGAACAUGUCCAUGCAUAUGAAGUGGCCAGGACAACACAAGAUUUGGUUUUGUUUCAUGCUGACCACCUGCUGUAUCCCAGGCCUUUUGAUAUACAAAUGUCAUAUGGAGUGAAUGACUCACUUCUCCUUGUUGUUCCAUAUUGUUUUCUGUGGUGAUUGCAUUAUUCAAAAAUGUUUGAUUACAAAUAGUAAUGUGAUUAUGGACAGUAGCUUUCAAUGUCCAACUUUUUAUGCAACUAUUACAACUGUUUAUACAUUUGAGAAUGUAAAGUAUCUUUGCAUUGUGAAUAAAUGCUGUCAAAGUUA
Molecule: messenger RNA, 7442 nt
Organism: Nothobranchius furzeri (turquoise killifish)
Lineage: Eukaryota; Metazoa; Chordata; Actinopteri; Cyprinodontiformes; Nothobranchiidae
Source: RefSeq, a predicted model, not a curated record